Drosophila sechellia is the source of this 1471-nucleotide messenger RNA. It is a transcript of the gene Pdxk, whose product is annotated as pyridoxal kinase. Gene Ontology annotation, molecular function: pyridoxal kinase activity. Gene Ontology annotation, cellular component: cytosol. The record is from RefSeq and is a predicted model, not a curated record. Bases 337 to 1251 code for a protein of 304 amino acids. NCBI's taxonomy places the organism in Eukaryota, Metazoa, Arthropoda, Insecta, Diptera, Drosophilidae. The transcript is spliced from 3 exons. Gene Ontology annotation, biological process: pyridoxal 5'-phosphate salvage.
AUAAAAGGGGGUGUUGUAAUGAAUUUGAUUGGGUUCCAAGGCCGGACAAACAUGACUCGUUAAUCGAAAAGACCUCCCAAUCUCUUAUACUUUGUUUACGCGAAAUACACUCAGUGUUCAACUCGGUAAUCUCCGCCUAAGGGGUUCCACUCAUCGGUUAUCAGCUAUCAGUUAUCAGCCAGAGAAGCUAGCUAUGAAUUCCCGCUCCCUCGCUGAUAACACGGUAAUAAGCUAUCUCCUCUGUGUGCGUGUGUGACUUGUAGACCCACCAGCUUCAUUUGCUCAUUGAUCGGCGGUCACUCGACGCGGAAAGUUCCACGGAAAGAAGCAGCGAAAAUGGCAGGUGCAACCAAUUCGGACAUCAAGCGGGUUCUAUCCAUCCAGAGCCAUGUGGUCCACGGCUAUGUGGGAAACAAGGUGGCCACCUAUCCACUGCAGCUGCUGGGCUUCGAUGUGGAUCCACUGAACUCGGUCCAGUUCUCCAAUCACACGGGCUACAAGACCUUCAAGGGUCCCGUCUCCAAUGAAAAGGAAUUGGCCACCAUUUUCGAGGGUCUGGAGGAGAACGAGCUGCUGCCAUUGUACUCACACCUCUUGACCGGCUACAUUGGUAAUCCAUUGUUCCUGCGCCAGGUGGGCCACAUUCUCAAGAAGCUGCGUCAGGCUAAUCCUGGCCUGGUGUACGUCUGUGAUCCGGUGAUGGGUGACAACGGUCAGCUCUAUGUGCCCAAGGAACUUUUGCCCGUUUAUCGGGACGAGAUCAUUCCACUAGCGGACAUCAUCACUCCCAAUCAGUUCGAGGUGGAGCUGCUCACGGAAAAGGAGGUACGCAGCGAGGCGGCUGUUUGGGAGGCAAUGGAGUGGUUCCAUCAGCGUGGCAUCAAAACAGUGGUCAUUUCCAGCAGUGAUCUUGGCCAGUCCGGAGUUCUGCGUGCCUUCCUAAGCCAGCAGAAUGGACCCCGCCUGGCCAUUGAUAUUCCGAAGCAGGGUGGCAAAGAUUUGGUCUUCACUGGCACCGGCGAUCUCUUCGCCUCCCUUUUCCUGGCCCACAGUCAUGGCAGCAAGGAUAUAGCCAAUGUUUUCGAGAAAACCAUCGCCAGUUUGCAGGCGGUGAUCAAGCGAACUGUGGCUUCUCUGCCCAGCGGUGGAAACGGCCCAGUCAAAGCAGCCGAACGGGAACUAAAGCUGGUGCAGUCGAAGACGGAAAUUGAACAGCCCCAGGUGCUCCUCAAAGCGCAGCGACUUAACUAGACCGCGGAAACUAGUUCAAACUGAAAGGGAAACGAUUACCUUCAGAAUAUUUUCUAUACAUGUAUGCUCGUUGUGCUUGUUCACGGACAAUAACCUUUUGAUACCUUAAGAUCAGCAUUUGUUGGCAUUGUUAUAACGAUAUAUGAUUAACAGAGUGACAAGUUAAGUACCAUAUAUAAUUGAUAAACGGCGGAGAUCAAAUAUAUACCUAUGCUCAUUA